UUGAGUUCCUUUCUCCAGCUUAUGUAUGGUCCUUCUGCCUGAACUCACUGCACAUCUGAAUUCUGGAGGAAGCCAUUCAUCAUCGUGGUCUCUCACCACACACUGCAGUGCUAUAAAAUCGCUCAGUUCCACAGAGGAACAAAGUCUCAGUCCCUCUAGACCUUCUAAACACCGAGGAUGAGAAGCCCAGCGCUUUCUGCCCUCCUACCCUUGCUGCUCUCCCGAGCAUUGGCCUUGACCCAGGUUCGAGAAGACAUCCAUUCCUUGCAGUUUUUUGCCACCGCCAUGACUCAGCCUGGUUUGAGGGAGCAUUCCUUCAUCUUUGUCGGCUUCGUGGACGACACACAGUUUCUGUGCUACAACAAUCAGGGGGAAAGUCAGAGAAUGGAGCCGCGCGUGCAGUGGGUGAAGCAGAUGGGGUCCGAGUAUUGGGAGCAGCAGACUAGGACUGUAAAGGACAUUGAGAAGAAUUCCCUAGUGAACUUGCGGGAGGCCAUGGGCGUCUACAACCACAGCGAGGAUGGCUCUCACGUCUUUCAGUGUGUGUCUGGCUGCGAAGUGGGGCCAGAUGGACUCUUUCUUCGUGGGCAUGAGGAGCACGCAUUCGACGGCCGCGAUUACCUCGCCCUAAACCAGGACCUGCACUCCUGGACCGCAGGCGACACAGCGGCGCAGAUCACGCUGCGCAAGUGGGAGGAGGCUGGUGUCUCUGAGCAAAGGCGAUCCUACUUGAAGGGCGAGUGUGUAGAGUCGCUCCGCUUAUACUUGGAGAUAGGGAAGGAGACUCUGCUAAGAGCAGAUCCUCCAAAGGCACAUGUGACCCAUCACCCCAGACCCAAAGGUGAUGUCACCCUGAGGUGCUGGGCCCUGGGCUUCUACCCUGCUGACAUCAUUCUGACCUGGCAGAAGGAUGGAGAGGACCUGACCCAGGACAUGGACCUUGUGGAGACCAGGCCUUCAGGGGAUGGAACCUUCCAGAAGUGGGCAGCUGUGGUGGUGCCUUCUGGAGAGGAGCAUAGAUACACAUGUCAUGUGCAACAUGAGGCACUAACUCAGCCCCUCAUUCUGAAAUGGGACCCUUCUAAGCACACCAUACCCAUCAUGGGAAUCACUGCUGGCCUGGUUGUCCUUGGAGGUGUGUUCACUGGAGCUGUGGUUGCCAUAGCGAUGAGGAAGAGGCGAGGAUCUUGUGUUCUAACUCUUUCUAAAGCACAUUUGGAAAGAAGUGACAAAUAUCUCACGCUGAUGUGA
Mastomys coucha (southern multimammate mouse) is the source of this 1251-nucleotide messenger RNA. Its product is annotated as popy Class I histocompatibility antigen, A-1 alpha chain-like. The coding region runs from base 178 to 1251 and encodes 357 amino acids. The transcript has 6 exons. Gene Ontology annotation, biological process: antigen processing and presentation of endogenous peptide antigen via MHC class I via ER pathway, TAP-independent; antigen processing and presentation of endogenous peptide antigen via MHC class Ib; immune response. NCBI's taxonomy places the organism in Eukaryota, Metazoa, Chordata, Mammalia, Rodentia, Muridae. Gene Ontology annotation, cellular component: external side of plasma membrane. The record is from RefSeq and is a predicted model, not a curated record. Gene Ontology annotation, molecular function: peptide antigen binding; signaling receptor binding.